This is a messenger RNA of Serpula lacrymans var. lacrymans S7.9, 1151 nucleotides long. RefSeq lists its product as uncharacterized. Lineage: Eukaryota; Fungi; Basidiomycota; Agaricomycetes; Boletales; Serpulaceae. The record is from RefSeq and is a predicted model, not a curated record. Gene Ontology annotation, molecular function: DNA binding. The transcript has 7 exons. Bases 539 to 1063 code for a protein of 174 amino acids.
GAAUGCAACUUUAACAGUGGGCAGCUCAUCGAAUUUAUUCUAGUUUCAUCCGCUGUUCAUACUCAGCCUUUACUUGUGCGCAUCCUCAGUAAUAAAUGGACUUGCCUCAAACGGAUAACAUUCAAGACACUGAAUAAUCUCUACGCUCCCUGUAAUAUCUGAGGAUCAUCGCAGUUCCGAGUCUCAGCCAGUCUAUAAUCAUGCCCAGUUUGAAAGGCAAUUCAGUCGUAUGUGCCAUGACUUCAAGAUAGUUCUUUUACCAAAAGGUUGAACAACACUCCUGUUAAUCGUCGGUUUGCUUCUAUAUUCAGAGCCAGAGCCUCGAGAGCUCGUGGUGGUCAGUCAUAUGACAUGUUGACAUGCAAGAAACUCAAGAAUAUAUCUCCCCAGUGACUCAUAAGCUUAACACAGGCUACAAGUUCAAUCUCCUCGGAGUUGGUUGCUUCAGCUUUCAAGCACUGGCACAUCUAGACUGGAGAUAUCGGAAAUGUCCUAGUGACUGCCGAGCUUCAUUUUCCUAUACAUAUCCAACACCACAAUGGCGUAUAACACGAGUCAUAUCUCGAAGUUGAAUGCCCCCUUCGUUCAUUUCAAAUGGCUGCCGUUGGCCACGGAAAGGACUGUGAAAGGAGCAGAAUAUCAAGAAGUUAUCAUUAUCUGGGAAGUUCUUGCUUGGCACUAUCGAUUUGAUACAGAUAAUAGUUUCUUAUCAGAUAACGUGACUUAUUUAAUCCAAGGUCCGUUGAUUACCCAAGUUGCCUCGAGGCACGCAAGAGCACGCAAGACACCGAGACUCAGACUAUAUAAAGCAAGCACCACUAAUCUCGGCCACCAUUUCCUGUCAAAGAUGGCCCCCACUUCAUGCAGCGCCCUUAAUGCCGCCAUCACUCGUACAGGCUUAUCGUACGCUCAAAUCGCCACACAAGUUGGCGUUCCAGAGCAGCGUGUUGUAGAGAUUGUCACAGGGAAAGCGACAGCCACUAACGAGGAGUUCGCUAAUCUCAGCCGAGCUCUUGGUAUCACCCAAUCCGCUCCCCACGACUCUGCACAUGUCACGAAGUAAAGAGUCCGAUGAUAGCUUGUAGUAGCCCGCAUUGUAUGAAUAGCUUGUACCACACUUAAGGUUAAACGAUCAGAUUAUCUCUUUAUUG